CUCUCUCUCUACCCUCCUCUGCGCUAGCUCAAGAACCCAGAAAGCUAUGGCGCCAUUCGGGUUCUCUCUCUGCAAGUUGUUUGCCCUUUUCUUGAUUCUUUUGACCUGUUCCUCCAAAGCCGCUCCUUUACCCACCCCCAUUUCAGACGAUGUCUUCGAAUCUCAGGCUCUUCUUGCUGGUCGGCAUCUCCUCCAGGCUAAGCAAGGUUGUCCAGUGAAUUUCGAGUUCCUGAACUACACGAUCAUCAUGAGCAAAUGUAAAGGACCUACUUACCCUCCCAAGGUCUGUUGUGCAGCGUUCAAGGAGUUUGCGUGCCCUUAUGCUGAUGUCAUAAACGACCUAACGAAUGAUUGCGCUUCAACCAUGUUUAGCUACAUUAACCUCUAUGGGAAGUACCCGCCCGGCCUUUUUGCUGCCGAAUGUAGGGAAGGAAAGCUGGGGCUCGAGUGCCCGGCAUUACCACCAUCAUCCUUAGCCAAUGACAGCAGCGGCGCUCAAAUCACAUGCCAUGCGCCCAUUCUAUUAGUACUUUCAGUUGGGUUCGUCAUCCUCGUGUUCCAGGUUCUGUUUGGACCAAGACUAUAAACUCUCUCCACUGCAAUUAUUGUAUUCUUUCUAUAAUAGCAUCGAGAAAUAUAUGAUUGCUGGCCUAUUCAUCUUUUGUCUA
Messenger RNA from Rhodamnia argentea, 668 nucleotides. Its product is annotated as GPI-anchored protein LLG1-like. The transcript has 3 exons. Bases 47 to 586 code for a protein of 179 amino acids. NCBI's taxonomy places the organism in Eukaryota, Viridiplantae, Streptophyta, Magnoliopsida, Myrtales, Myrtaceae. The record is from RefSeq and is a predicted model, not a curated record.